This is a messenger RNA of Achroia grisella, 3230 nucleotides long. RefSeq lists its product as uncharacterized. The record is from RefSeq and is a predicted model, not a curated record. Lineage: Eukaryota; Metazoa; Arthropoda; Insecta; Lepidoptera; Pyralidae. The coding region runs from base 127 to 2310 and encodes 727 amino acids. The transcript is spliced from 10 exons.
UUUGUGACUGUGAAUUAUAUAGACAAAAUAAUUACUGAAACAAAUAUUAUUGAGCAUAUUUUUUUAAAACAAUAUAUAUUUACAAAGGAAUAUCCGAUCUACUAUAUACACUAUUAUUUAAAAAUAAUGAAUCAAAGUAAUUCAGAGAUACAACAGAGUGGCUUACUUUUAACUCCACAAAUGGCCUUUGCCCCAGAUGUCAAUAUGUGUGAGGAAAUUGUAGAUGCUAUACCCCGCAUGUCUCCAGUACAAAUUCAACAAGAGUACUAUGAAAAUCUGCCUGAUUGUGAUUGGGUCCAUUAUGAGAAAAGUAACAGAAACUACUUGUUACAAAAUAUUGCUUUUGCUUUAUUUGGAGGACCAAGCAGCGAGGGAGAAUUGGCGGCACUACCCAGUAAUCAAUUUGCACAUCUGGAGGGAUACACAUCAAGACAAAAAGAGCAAGUUAUGAAAAUAUUUCAGAAAGUGUCUGAACAGAGUAAAUAUUCACAAAAUAAUGAAGACAUUCUACUGUCAGUAUUACUGGUAGUAUGUGCGAAACCGAAACCUAUAAAGUUCUAUGAAUUUGAGCCGUCCAAUUAUUGGCUUGAUCUGCAUCAGCGGACUGAUAUCGAUAUGUGGUGUACACCUGUGUUUAGAGUAAGGAAAUGUAUUCCUACCACUGUUGGUGCUAAGUGUUGCAAAGUUUAUAUAGAUGAUAAUGGAAGAGUAUAUUAUGAUUGGGAAUCUUAUAUAAUGAACAAUACACAACCUAAAUGUGUACUUAUUGUGCCUGAAAAUGGUGAAUAUAAUGGGACCAUUAUAGAGGAAGAAAAAGCAUUCGCUGUGAGAUUGACGGUCGUACCAUCGCCUACACUUGGUAUAAAGGCACGAGUGCUUAGUUCAGCGGACACUGCCAGUACUGUCGCGUCAAUAGGCGCUCUCGGUGUUCUGGGCGUAGCAGCGUUUACCCCGGUGGGUCCCGCAGUGCUAGCAGGCGCUGCUGUGGCGUCAGUUGCUACCGGAGUGUACGGCCUAAUGCGCUCGUCUCUGCAUCUGAGAGAUAGAAGUGUCCAUGAACAGACAAUCAGCCCGACGGACGCAGAAGCUCGCGGUAGCUGGCUGAAUAUCGCAGCGUCAAGCGUGGGUCUUGCCGCCGGUGCAGCUUCAAAUAUGCUGUCUCGCUCCGCUGCAGCCGGGACUAAUCUCACUAAGACGGGACAAGCUCUUGCGGUGUCUGUGGAAGUUCUUCGACAUGCAAACUUGGUUACUGGCGGUGCUGGAGUCGUCAACAGUCUUGUGCAUAUAAUUUCAAAGUAUCAAAUACACGGCGAGAAACCAACAAAAUUAGAAUUGUUCCAAUUCACGGCAGCCACCUUGUUCUUCUGUAACGCUGUUAUGUCCAAUCGCACUGCUCAGAGCAUUAUCGAGGAGGCUCAGGCCACUACUAUAAAUAAUUAUCGUGCCAAUCUACGGAGUAACAGACACAGGAGAAUAUUCGACAAGCUGAGUGCUGAAUCUAGAAGAACUCAAGGCAAUGUUCAAGGAAACACUGAAGUCAUUAGAGGAAUAAAGAACAUUGUAGACAAAGAUCAAUAUUUCGCAGAUGUAUUGAGAAUAAAUAAAGAUGUGAAUGAACACAAACUAAGAAUUUCAAUGACAGCUGAUGGCAACGUCAAUAUAAAUUCUCAACACAAAUUCCAUCCUUCGCAAUUGGCUAACAUUGCUAAAGAAGAGAGAACCCAAUUAUUUACCACAUUAGGUCCAGCAACUGUCGAUUCUGGUAAUGUACCCACACGGAUCGUAACUUCCACAACUGCUAUUGGACCACGCAUUAAUGGCGAAGAAGAGAGUAACAUAAUGGUGGGCAUACAUCCUGGCGAAGUAUUACGUAUCGGCACAUUAUUAGUACGGGUUAGCGCGUCUGGUGCAGAAAAUAUUGCGUUGCUUCUAGAAAAUCUUAGCCAAGAUGUUUACGCGAAUUUGAUGACUGUCACAUUCAAUAUGCUGUCUAAACUACUACCAGAAGAAAUAGCAAAAUUACGAUUGCUUAGCCCAGAGGAAGACCUAAUCGUUCAAGUAGUAAAAUUUGUCUUCAACUAUAUGAAGCAUGAGAGGCCUCUAGGAGAUGUUUGUCAAGAAACUGAUAAUGGAAUCUGUAUUGUAUUAAAACAGUUUUUCCAGGAGGGAGUUGUACGCCAAGACACUAUUCUGUUCCUGAAGAACCGUCUUAUGGAGUGGAUUGAUGAAGAAAUUGAUAAAAUAAGUCAGAUUUACCCCAGUAAGAAUCAAAUAAUUUGUUCCAUUUGUGAAGGUGUAAGGUUCGCUUGAUGUAUUGAUUCAAUCAUUACCUUGCAAACACAAAUUAACGGACAUUAAAGAUCUAAGGUGCAGUAUGAGCUUUGAUAUUUUAAAAAUUUAUGUAAGUAAUUAUUGUUUUCUGUUAAUAUUAAACAACAAUUUAAACCUUAAUCUUAUUGAUUAGAGAGUAGUUGAUUAGAAGGCACGUAAUUUAGACUAUGGCCUUAUGUAAUCAAUUAGAAGAUAUACACAUAUAUCUAUAGAUAUACACAUAUGUCUACAAUGAAUUGAACAACACAAAGCAUAUUUGAAGUAUAAUAUGUUAGCUUAUUAAGUUGCUUUUGUGAAAAAAUUAUCUUAAAAUAAAAUUUUAUGUAAUACACACAAUUUAUUGUGAUUCAGAAAUUUUUCACUAUUCAUAGACAACUUGGUUAAAAAUAUUCUUUACAAGAUGUAGUCACAUCGUAAUUAAUCGUAGAUAAUUUAAUAUUACAGAAUGAUAUUGAGAUAUUACCACAAAACGAAGAUACAUAUGUAUAAACAUAAGAAAAAUAAUACAUAUCAAUUUUACUGAAAUUUAUAUACCUUUAAAUAUUUUUAUUUUUUAUAAAUAUUAAUGAAGACACAAGCCGUGCCUUAUAGAAGAGUAUAACAAUAAGAAAAAAAUAUAGUACCUUUUAAAUUGAUCUUUCAUUGAGUUCACGAAGAUAAAUUCUUAAACAUAUUCUACUAGUCAUUUUUGUACAUAACAUUGUGUGAAUAUUUUGUACAAUAAAAAAAAUAUUAGAAGUAAACAAGCUUCAUAAUUUUUGUUAUACACGAUGUGCUCCUUAGAGAAUGUUGUUAUGUUUAAUUUAUGUUCCAGAUGGAAUUCAGACUGUUAUACUUCGUCUUUUAAUCCUCUUAUGUGAUAUAUAUUUUUUAAAUGGCAUGUUAUAAGUAAACUAUAA